Pseudovirgaria hyperparasitica is the source of this 2432-nucleotide messenger RNA. RefSeq lists its product as uncharacterized. The transcript has 2 exons. The record is from RefSeq and is a predicted model, not a curated record. NCBI's taxonomy places the organism in Eukaryota, Fungi, Ascomycota, Dothideomycetes, Acrospermales, Acrospermaceae. Bases 208 to 2343 code for a protein of 711 amino acids.
UGCUCCCCUCACUCACUACGCCUCUUCCCCACCGACCAUCACUCCUACUCCCGAGGAGGGCAAUACACUUGAUUGUUUGCUGAUCAUGGCCACCUCUACAGUACACUCUCGUUAACCUAAAGGCCUCCGAUUGUCUCAUCACUACCUUCUAAUCCAUCGAUCCUGCUACCUCCUUUCUACGGCGAACAAUCCCCCCAAAUCGCAACAAUGUCCAACGACAACGAAAGCUUCCCCCGUCUCCGCUGGUCCCGCAACACUCAGCAGCCGGAACGUCCGCAUCACCGUCGUAGUCUGAGCGAUGCCCUCCGCUUGAUGCGCACACGCGAGGAGCAGGACAACCUGCUUGGUGACGAUGAGCGAGUGGACACGGAAGAGGGGCAUGUGCAAGGGCCGGAGCAGAUCUUCUGUCCAAAUCCCCAUGCUGAGUUACCGGUCUACACGACGCUGCAUAGGAUACGGAGGCUGGUCAUGGCGAGCAUAGACGACCCGUACUCCUUUGAGCAGCUGAAGGAGCCACGAAUGAACGUGCUGAUUGUGAGACCGUUGGUGGAUCGGUUGUAUGACCCCGAGGACGUGUCCGUCGUAUACUGUUUGUUAGUAAAUAAAGUCCAGUUUCUGCGUGAGCAGACGUCCCAGACACAUCAUGAAACGGUCAGCAUCACACGAGCCACACUAUGCGAGAUCGUGGCAUCGAAGAUUCUGAGACGGAUUGACGAAGAGCAUUCCGGCCGGCCCGGACUUUUACUUCUUGCCAACGUUCUUGUGGCCAGCUUCGAGCCGUUCCAGCAAGCACCAGAUGAGGUCCUGAGCGAGAGUGGACAUCACAGCAGACGGACGAAACGAAAUCGAAGAGGAGGAUAUGAGGGAACGUUGACUGCGCUGGAAGUCGCAAUCAUAUCAAAGAGCAAGUUCUUCUUGAGCGGUUCGGCGUGCAGGAAGGUUGUUGAUGCGGUCUACCGCGGUAGAGUAGUCUACACACCGACGUCCUUUAUGGACAUACUGCCGGACUACUACAAGCACAAGCCAGUAUCGCUAUAUGAUCCCCGCAAGGCCCCUAUCUUCAACCAGUACCGCCUGAUCGUGCCACGCACCCGAAACCUGAUUGAGAUCUUUCAGUUCCUGAUUCUCUUCAUCCUCUACGGCAUUGCAAUGCACUACCGCGACCACACCCAAUGGACGGCACCCGAAGUCCUUUUCAUAGUCUACGCUGCAGGCUGGGUGCUUGAUGAGCUUCUUUCCAUCCUCGAGCAUGGCUGGGACGUCCACACGCAGAAUCUGUGGUCCUUUCUCGACAUAUCCUUCUGCGUCAUCUACAUCACCUACUUGACGGUCCGCAUACACGGCUGGGCGGUUGGCAACAUGGAACAAUGCCGGCAAGCCCUUGACCUGCUGUCGAUAGCCUCUAUACUUCUCUUUCCACGCAUCGCAUUCAAUGUUGUACCGGACAACAUGCUGUUCCUCUCGCUGCGCGCCAUGAUGGCUGACUUUACCGUGCUCACCCUGCUCGCCGUAUGGUGCUUCGCCGGGUUCCUGCUCGCAAUGCGCUGGCUUGCUGCCGGCCGUGCCUUUGAUGUCUCGGACGAUGACACGAACCCCAUCACAAUCUCGAAAUGGAUGCUCUUCAUAUGGUUCGGCCUCGACGGCACGGGCAUCCAACAGGCGCCCACGUUUCAUUUGAUUCUGGGUCCCGCACUCAUGGUGCUCUUCGCGUUUCUCGGAAACACGCUCUUUCUCACCGUGCUAGUGGCCAUUCUCACGAAUACAUUCAGCAAAAUCGCUGCCGACGCGAGUGCUGAGAUCCAGUUUCGACGCGCCGUGCAGACGUUUGAGGGUGUCAAAUCUGACAGUUUGUUCCUAUAUCGACCCCCAUUCAACAUUUUGGCCCUCGUCAUCCUCCUCCCAUUGAAGUUCAUCCUCUCGCCACGAUGGUUCCACAAAAUCAACGUAUUCUCCGUCAAAGCGCUGAACUUUCCCAUUCUGCUGUUCAUCGCACUACACGAACGCCGCAGCCUCUGGACACGCAAGAAAGCCACCGUUUCAGGCGGUCCGAACAAGAAGAAGCGGCUGUCGCUGAGCAAUCUGACCCAGGGCUUCGACGUGCACGGCGACCUCAAGGCUGUCUUCGAGGCGGACCCGCCGACGAGCGUGCUGGAUGCGAUUGAGGAAGAAGACGACUUGGACGAGGCUAUUCUGGAGAACAGCUUUGCGCAUGGGCCUAGGCAUGGGGAUAGUCUGAGUACGCGCGGCGUGAGCGUGAGUCCGGGGGCGUAUAGUGGCAGUCCGGGGAGUGGCGGCAGGAGGCGGAGGUUUAGUAGUGUUGUUACGGCGGCGCAGGUUACUUGAGGGGGUUUGUGUGGGCGUGUUGAGUGGAUGGAUAGAUAGUUUUGAUACCCUAGGAGACCCUUAUUGUUAAUCUGAUUGGGCUGUAUCCG